Messenger RNA from Macrosiphum euphorbiae (potato aphid), 1863 nucleotides. Lineage: Eukaryota; Metazoa; Arthropoda; Insecta; Hemiptera; Aphididae. The record is from the annotation of a GenBank genome assembly.
AUGUCGGUUAACGCAAGGGCCAAAGCGGUGCGUGGUCCAAGCAGAAGUGUAGCGACUAAUGUCACCGUUCAGAAACAUCACGUUUCUCGUGACAAACGUGGACAGGUUCUCGGAAACGUGCGGGGAUUCCGGGGUUGUACCGUUUGGUUUACAGGAUUAUCCGGUGCCGGAAAAACAUCCGUAUCCUUCGAACUGGAAGCGUAUUUGGUCGCCAGGGGAAUACCAGCCUACGGAUUGGACGGCGACAACAUGCGAACGGGAUUAAACAGAGAUCUGGGAUUCAGCCCCGCCGAUCGAGAAGAGAACAUCAGGCGCGUGGCCGAAGUGGCUAAAUUGUUCGCUGACAGUGGCGUGGUUACACUAUGCAGUUUUGUGUCUCCAUUUCAACAAGACAGGGAAAUGGCCAGAAAGAUACACAAGGACGCUGAUUUACCAUUUUUCGAGGUGUUUGUUGAUGCACCUUUAAGUGUAUGCGAAGAACGAGACGUCAAGGGUUUAUAUAAAAAGGCCAGGGCUGGUCAAAUCAAAGGAUUUACUGGAGUUGACCAGGUGUAUGAAAAACCAGAUUCACCAGAAUUAGUUCUUAAAACGGUACAUUUAUCCAUAGAAGAGAGUACUAUGCAAGUAGUACAAAUGCUUGAAGAAAAUGAAGUAAUUCCCCUGCAAAUGAAUCGUGACAUUGACCGUGUUGCCGAACUGUUUGUCCCAGAAAACGCAAUAGAAAAAACCAAAUCCGAAGCACUAUUACUUCCUCGACUUGACAUUAGUAAGAUGGACACACAAUGGGUCCAAGUAUUGGCUGAAGGCUGGGCAGCUCCACUCGGUGGUUUCAUGAACGAAGAAGAAUAUUUACAGACUUUGCAUUUCAAUAGUUUUAGUGAGGAUGUUAACCAAUCUAUACCUAUUGUUUUGCCCAUAACCACUGAUAAAAAGGAACAGCUAUUUGGCUGUGAAGAAAUUGCAUUAUGGUAUAAUUCAAAACCGGUAGCAAUAAUUCGUAAACCAUCAUUCUAUCCCCACCGUAAAGAAGAACGAGUUUGUCGUCAAUUUGGAACAUCGCAUCCCAAUCAUCCUUACAUAAAAACAAUUUAUGAAAGUGGUGAUUGGUUGGUUGGUGGUAACUUAGACGUCAUAGAAAGGAUCUUAUGGAAUGAUGGUUUGGACGAUAUUCGUUUUACACCAAAUGAACUCCGCGCAAAAUGGAGAGAAAUGAAAGCAGAUGCAAUAUUUGCUUUCCAACUUCGAAACCCAAUACAUAAUGGCCAUGCACUUUUAAUGCAGGACACUAAGAAAAAACUUCUGGAACGCGGAUAUAAGAAACCAGUCUUACUGUUACAUCCUCUUGGUGGCUGGACAAAAGACGAUGAUGUUCCACUUCAUGUGAGAAUACUUCAACACAAAGCUGUACUUAAAGAUGGAAUUUUGGAUCCAGAAGCUACUGUGUUGGCUAUUUUCCCAGCACCUAUGAAUUAUGCUGGGCCUACAGAGGUGCAAUGGCAUGCCAAAGCUCGCAUGUCUGCCGGAGCAAACUUUUACAUUGUGGGAAGGGAUCCAGCAGGAGUUCCACACCCAGAUCCUAACAUAUCGGGUGAUUUAUUUGAUCCCACUCAUGGUGCUCGUGUGUUGACUAUGGCACCAGGACUGUCAGAUUUGGAGAUCAUACCCUUUCGUGUAGCAGCCUACGACAAAACAAAAAAAGCCAUGGACUUUUAUGAUUCUACCCGGCAUAAUGAUUUCAACUUCAUUUCUGGCACAAAAAUGAGAGGUCUUGCCAAAGAUGGUAUCGAACCACCUGCUGGGUUCAUGGCAUCAUCAGCCUGGGAAGUACUCGCCAACUAUUACAAAUCAUUGAACAAACUUUAA